AUGGGACUAGCUAACAUUUCGGAUGAAAUGUUCUGCAAGCAGAAGGACCUCAUCCGCUUCGACACGUUUAAAAAUGAAGUGGACAUCUUCCAGCAGCAUCUGGUCCCAUUCAUCUUUGAUAUCCGCUCCGAGCGUGAGCGACAAGUCAACUCGAGCGUUUAUCGUCACUUCAACCGGAUGAGAGCAAUCCAGGACAUGGACAUCCCCAUUUAUAGCCUUGGAGAGUACCUGUUCGAAGAUACUGACCGCAUCAUCAAUGCUCGCGCAAAAAGCACAUUAUAUCGACGAGUUCGACGUCGCAGCGCAGCCCAUUUCAUCGACACAGAGCUUAUUCCUCGCCCAGGGGGGCAACGCAACUCUAUUGUCAGCAGUUUUACAUAUCCGAAGGCGACUACAUAG
Molecule: messenger RNA, 399 nt
Organism: Phytophthora infestans T30-4
Lineage: Eukaryota; Oomycota; Peronosporomycetes; Peronosporales; Peronosporaceae
Exons: 1
Coding region: 1-399 (132 amino acids)
Source: RefSeq, a predicted model, not a curated record